GAGGGGCGCUGAUCUGUUUCCCUGUAGCUGCUUUUUCAUUUGUGCUCAGACAAAGAUCAGAGGAAAGGCGUUUGGAUUUCAGCUCAAAACGACGAAGGAUAAGUAUUGGGUUACUUUUCGGAUAAGCUACAUUGAUGCCGAUAUUGUUUUUUAAAAAAUGAAUCUAGGUAUCGCGUAACAUAUUUUUAAGUAACGUGCACGACGCUGACGAGCUGUUGUGCGUCUUGGAGAAGGCAGGGACGCAGGAGACGCGCAACAGCAACAUCAGCUGCAGCGCAGUCUGUUUGGAACCACCGGUUGAGAUCAUUCAACACUUCACAGCAUCAUCGACUGUCGGAGCGGAUCGUGGAAUACAAGCUGACGACCUCAUCUUUCUGGAAUCAUUCCUGGACAAACGAUGGCCAUUUUUAUGGCCCCCCAAAACAGCCACAAAAGAAACGGAUGAGUGAAAGCGGAGAUGCUGCGCACCACGUCCAAAAUCGUGGAGCUUCUUUCAACAGGACUGUGGGUGUGUGCGCGUCGGGCUCGCCGUUACCUCUGGACUGCACUCCCUAACUUCCUCCGCUUUCAAUCAAGUCAUGUCUGAUACAGAGCGAUGGGUAAGUUUGACGAUAACGAGAGGAUAAUCCUCAACGUCGGGGGCACCAGGCACGAAACCUACAAAACCACCCUGAAGACCCUUCCGGGGACGCGACUGGCCCUGCUCGCCUCCGACUCGGACAUCGACUCCGUGCUGGAUCAGCUGCAACAAGUCCCUGGCUUCAUCGAGUACAACGCGCGGACCAACGAAUACUUUUUCGACCGCCACCCGGGUGUCUUCGCCUACGUGCUCAACUACUACCGCACCGGGAAGCUCCACUGCCCGGCGGAUGUGUGCGGACCUCUCUUCGAAGAAGAACUCUCCUUUUGGGGCAUCGAUGAAACGGACGUGGAGCCUUGCUGUUGGAUGACAUACCGACAGCACCGGGACGCGGAGGAGGCUCUGGACGUGUUUGAGCUCAACGUGGACAACGGAGACGAGGACGACGAGAUGGGGAAGAGACUCGGCAUCGAGGACGUGGCUGCCGACGGGAAUGUCAGUUUAUGGAGGAAGUGGCAGCCGGUGAUCUGGAAUCUAUUCGAGGAUCCAUACUCCUCCAGGGCAGCGCGGUUUAUUGCCUUUGCAUCUUUGUUCUUCAUCCUCAUCUCCAUCACCACCUUCUGCUUGGAGACUCAUGAGGCUUUCAACACAAUCAUCAACAAGACUGAUACAAGGAAUAGCAGCGGAUCCGACUCGACUCCACAGUAUGAGAUUGAAACCGACCCUGCGCUCACGUACGUGGAGGGCGUUUGUGUCUUCUGGUUCACCAUUGAGUUCCUGGUUCGUGUGACCUUCUGCCCUGUCAAGUUGGAGUUUGUUAAGAGUGUUCUCAACAUCAUCGACUUUGUGGCUAUCCUGCCUUUCUACUUGGAAGUAGGGCUGAGUGGUCUUUCUUCAAAGGCUGCCAAGGAUGUGUUGGGUUUCCUCAGGGUGGUGCGUUUUGUUCGUAUUCUGCGUAUCUUCAAGCUAACGCGCCACUUUGUGGGGCUUAGGGUGCUUGGCCACACGUUGCGGGCCAGUACCAAUGAAUUCCUGCUGCUUGUCAUCUUCCUGGCAUUGGGAGUGUUAAUUUUUGCCACCAUGAUUUAUUAUGCCGAACGGAUCGGCGCCAAACCCAAUGACCCCACUGCUAGUCUCCACACCAAGUUCAAAAAUAUCCCCAUUGGUUUUUGGUGGGCUGUAGUGACAAUGACUACACUGGGCUAUGGGGAUAUGUAUCCACAGACCUGGUCAGGUAUGGUGGUGGGCGCAUUAUGUGCUUUAGCUGGUGUACUGACAAUAGCCAUGCCUGUGCCCGUUAUUGUCAAUAACUUUGGGAUGUACUACUCCCUGGCCAUGGCCAAGCAGAAGCUGCCCAAGAAAAGAAAGAAGCACAUCCCUCAGAUGGUGCAGGGAGGAUCUCCAUCCUACUGUAAAGCUGAUCUCAACACCACCUGCAACAGCACUCAAGGAGACCUCUGUCAUGUCAAAGGAGGCAGGGUACUAGAACGCAACCGUUCAGUUCUGUCAGCAGACUGCAGUAGUGACCUCACCAUGUCUCCAGAGGAGCGGGUCCCCAUGAGAAGGUCCAGCACCAGGGAGCAGGACCGUCGAAGUGGGGGGACAUGCUUCCUUCUUGCAGCCAGUGACUACACCUGCCCUGCAGAUGGAGGGUUACGAAAAACAGGCUAUGAGAAAUCCCGGAGCUUAAACAACAUAGCAGGCAUGACUGGCAUGGCUGGUAACGCCCUGAGGUUGUCUCCUGUGACCUCGCCCUACGGAUCACCCUGCCCGCUGCGCCGCUCUCGCUCCCCUAUUCCCUCCAUCCUGUGAGACGUCCAGCCCAUGGCCACCUUGCCUCAAACCACACCACAUCUUAUCACCUAACAGACCACCUUUCGUUGACAUCAUGUCUGAACUCUUUUCUAGAUAUUGUGAACUAGUGGAUAAGUACUUAACAUUGUAGCUAAAACUUAUAUUAACAGUCUGGGCAAUCUGAGCGAGUACUCAUUUUCUCCUUGUCCUUGAAGAUAUGUGCUUUGCUAACAUCCCUAAAUAACUUGUCUGUUCUUCUGUGUCACUUGGAGUACUCUUUAGUUUGAUGUCGUACUUUGAGACUUGCAAUAAAACAAUUCUGACUGGUGGCUUCAGAAGUAGCAGCCAUAACAUUUAAUACAUAUUAAUGAUCAGGGAAAUUAGAAAUUGCUAUAGAUUUAAUAUAUUUAGAUAUCUUAAAAAAGUUGUGCUUCCAAAGGAAAAAAAAGGAAAAAAAGAAAAAGAGAUGUCACUUCAUUUAUUCCACAUAUGACUGUGACUUUGUUUUUUCCUUGCUGUAAUUUUGGGGUUAGCUGUAAGGAUGGAGAAUUAAUAUUUCAGAAUCUGGUGUCAGCUCAUACAUUCUCUCUUCGCUGGCUGAUGGGUCUUCUCAUGUUUGUGCAUGAUCAUCAUGUAACCAUCUUCAGCAAAAGAAAAAAAAAGAUAAAAAGUGUGGCAACAAGGAGGGAGUCGAGAAAGCUUGCGGGAAAAUUAUUCAUUUAAAGUUAUUAUAUUGGGUUUUAGAAGAGGGUGGGGAUUUUUAUUUUGUUUCAUUUUGCUUUUGGCAUCACUGACAAUCUACAGAAUGCCAGCCGGGUAUCAUUUCUGUCUGCAUGCAGAAUUCAGCUACCAUUCCAGAUUAACUUUCCCCCCUUCUCCUCCUAAUGUUUUUUUUUUCUUCUUUUUUUUCUUUGGAGUACCACCAAAGCUGUUCUGUUUCUGGUUUGCUCACAGAUAACUGCAAAGAGGUUGUCUAUACUGGUUUCACACAAGCAGAGAGCAGCGUUCUAUCUUAAUGGCUUGAGGGAAGGCACCACCAUUGCAGAAAGGUAACCAUCUGAAGGGGUGAAGGUCCGAUUGUUGUCGACACUUCUCGAUCAUUAAUUAUAGUUUGUGUUAUCAUGUGUCAGAACUAACAUUGGGAUUCUUCAUUAUUCAUAACAGAGAGGUGCUUGAGUGUGGUUGCAAACUGUGUGUGACAUGUAGCAUUUUAUUCAACAUUAAUAUAAAUAUGUCAAUACAAAAAAGGUAAACAACUAAGAUCAUAAUCAAGAGGCAUUUUGGAUCAUGUAUCACAUUUUAAUUUAAAAUUUGUUCUAUGAAAAAAAGGGCUGUAAUGCUCUCAAAUCGUCAAAACAGACAGGCUAGAACUAAAUUCUCUUACAAUUGCUCACAGGUUUUAUGCAUCCGCUUACAGUACCCUGAGAGUGGCCAUUUUGCUUUGCUGAAAGGCUGCAACAUUUAUUCUAGAUUAGACUGUUUUGCCAUGACAGGUGUAAAUUGCCUCUGCACACCAACAGGUGCAGGACAGCAGACAUAGCAAUGCAGCAAUGUGCCUCACCCAUCCCUACAGUAUAUCUGUACCCGUAGCACAAGGUUGCUUAGCAACUGGCUCACAGCUAGAUGCAUCUUUCACACAGCUCCGCAAAAAAGUCAAACAAUUAAAAAAACUGCUCUUACAAACAUUUCUCUGGCUCUACAACAAAUUAUUCAUUCACUCCCACCCCCACCCCCAUCUUCACUUAAGCCAUUUGAACAUACAGCAGAGGUUUUAGAAAUCUUGCUUAUAGAGCACCAUGCCUUUGAAAAAUGCUCAUGUUUGUGCAUAUACUCUAUUUAACACAAAAAGUUUGCAUUACAAGGUUUUCUGAAUUGAUGCAGACAGAUACAGAUUAUGCAUUUCUGAUAUUUAGAAAUGUGGUCAUAUGUUAUUUCGACAAUUCAUAUUCUGUUUAAUGGCAGUGGGAUUAGACUGUCAUCAGUAAUGAGGACCUAUUGCUGUGGAGGACCCCAUUAGGAGCCACAAGGCCACUCCUACAGGACAAUAUGGAUGAGGACUUGAAGAAACUGACAGCCAGCCGGCUCAAGGCUCAACACGUAGGGAAGGAACUCUAAAAAGGAAGACUUUAAUAAGCCUCCAUAUUUACCUGAUUUCUCUUUUUUUCUGUUCCUGUUUUGGAACUCUGGAGUAACACAAGGAGGGACAAAAUAAACAUGUCCCGAAAAGAGACUAUCUAAGUGAUAGAUGUUUUUUUCCUGUAAAUACAACAACACAGCACAUCUGGGCCAAGUGGCUCCGUCCACACAUCUGUCGUAUGUUGGCGAGUCAGGUAACCAGGUUGGUGGUUGCUAAAUUGCGCCAUUACACUCAACAUCAAUCACUUUUCUUGCUGUGGUAAUCCCCCUCGCAAUAAGUGUAUUAAGAUUGUUGAGGCGUUUUGUGUUCUAAAAAAUGGAGUGUAUUCAUAUAAAGUUCUACUUAAACUAUAUACAGUGUAGAGAGGCAAAUGUGCUAAGUUGAAUAAGUGUGACAUAAUGGUCAUCUCUGCUUUUGUUUUAAUUGGUAAUAUCAAUAGGUUAAUUGCUCUGCUGUUUAUAACUGUGUGUGAGAACUUGUGCGUGAGUACCGUAAAACUCCAGGUUGAGAUCUGCAGUUUGAAAGACCAGGUCAGAGAAGACCAGUGAGUGAACCUGAUGCUGACUCUUCCAAGUUAGUUUUAGCACAAGCCUAAAUGAGACAGAGUUCCCCUGUGAUGCAGCUGCCGUUGUAGAAGUCCCCACUUCCCAUGCAUUUAUCAUGCAACUACCCUGCGUCGGUGCUGCAGAUGUUUGUCUCCUCAAAAAACCAAAUUAUUCUUACCAGAUUAUUCCUCAUAACUCCUGGUGGCUAAAACAAAGAGAGAAAAAAAAAUGCAGACUUCAUUCUUCCAAACUUUUUCCCCCUUUGGGGGGAAUGGAGCAAAAGUGUAGCAGAAAUUUACCAAGCGGGACUUCUAGAAUGGCUACAUCUGCACAGUAGCAAUCCCCCAUACCUAAACAAUCAGAUCGGAUUUGCAAUAAGCACCCGAAAACACAAAAAGCGCCGAUCCACACUGUGAUUUCAGCAGCCCGUUUAAACAAGAAGGUGGAAGGAACGAGUGAGGGGAUAAAAAAUUAGCUGCAAAUGCUGAUGGGCAGGACUGACAAGCGGCACCACUGACUGCAUGUUGGUAGCAACCUCCACAGUUAUAGGCUAGCUGUUCAAGUGUCAACCUGUACCCACAAAUCCUCCUUGUGUAGUAAACAUGCUGCUUUACCCUUUGAAUUGUCAAAGGGGUACCUUUCUUUGUGUAUUUCUAGGAUGUUGUAACUUGAAAAAAGAAAAAAGGUGUUUAUUUUUUUUAAUCCAGAACAUGUAUUUUUGUGUCUUACGGUUGAGUACAUUGCUCUUUACCUGUAAAAGUCAUGGUAGUCUGAUGCUGUGCUUCUCCACCGUGUCCUCAAACUGUCAAACUUUCAAUCCAGUUUCAUGUUUUGUAUGUUUUACUGUGAGGAAAAAAAUCUAGUUUGAAGUCUGUAUUUGUGGAGCCUUUUGUUGGCAUUCUAAAGUGCAUGCUAAAAAAAAAUAAAAACAUUAUGUCAAAUUGUACAAAAAAAAAGAAAAAAGGAUGACAUACUGUAUAUCAUGCUGUGUAUAGAG
Messenger RNA from Melanotaenia boesemani (Boeseman's rainbowfish), 6053 nucleotides. RefSeq names its product potassium voltage-gated channel, Shaw-related subfamily, member 2 (gene kcnc2). Gene Ontology annotation, cellular component: dendrite membrane; axon; voltage-gated potassium channel complex. Gene Ontology annotation, molecular function: delayed rectifier potassium channel activity; protein binding. The coding region runs from base 596 to 2392 and encodes 598 amino acids. The record is from RefSeq and is a predicted model, not a curated record. The transcript is spliced from 4 exons. Gene Ontology annotation, biological process: protein homooligomerization; potassium ion transmembrane transport. NCBI's taxonomy places the organism in Eukaryota, Metazoa, Chordata, Actinopteri, Atheriniformes, Melanotaeniidae.